AUGAACUGGGCUGGCCUCUACACGGUGCUGAGCGGGGUGAACCGCCACUCCACCGCCAUUGGGCGCAUCUGGCUCUCCGUCAUCUUCAUCUUCCGGAUAAUGGUGCUGGUGGUGGCAGCUGAGAGCGUCUGGGGGGAUGAGAAAUCCAAAUCCGCCUUCACCUGCAACACCCAGCAGCCUGGCUGCAACAGCGUCUGCUACGACCACUUCUUCCCCAUCUCCCACAUUCGUCUGUGGGCCCUGCAGCUCAUCCUCGUCACCACGCCAGCCCUCCUCGUGGCCAUGCACGUGGCCUACCAGCAGCACCAGGAGAAGAAGCUGCUGGUGCUGACGGGGCACGGGGACCCCAAGCACAUGGAGGAGGUGAAGAAGCACAAGAUGCGCAUAUCGGGUUCGCUGUGGUGGACGUACGUCUGCAGCGUGGUCUUCAGGCUGCUCUUCGAGGCUGUGUUCAUGUACAUCUUCUACAUGCUCUACCCGGGCUACCAGAUGGUGCGGCUGGUCAAGUGCGAGGCCUACCCCUGCCCCAACACUGUCGACUGCUUCAUCUCCCGGCCCACCGAGAAGACCAUCUUCACCGUCUUCAUGCUGGUCACCUCCAGCAUCUGCAUCGUCCUCAACAUGGCAGAGCUGGUCUACCUGGUGGUGCGGGCCUGUGCCCGCCGAGGCCAGCACAACUCCAACCCCUCAUCAGGGAAAGGUUCCUUCUAUGGGCACAAGCUCUCCUCCGAGUACAAGCAGAACGAGAUCAACCUGCUAACGGAGCAGGAUGGCUCCCUCAAGGACAUGCUGCGCCGCAACCCUGGGCUACAGGAGAAGGGCGACCGCUGCUCUGCCUGCUAG
This is a messenger RNA of Mesitornis unicolor (brown roatelo), 843 nucleotides long. RefSeq names its product gap junction protein, beta 1, 32kDa (gene GJB1). The coding region runs from base 1 to 843 and encodes 280 amino acids. Gene Ontology annotation, biological process: cell communication. The record is from RefSeq and is a predicted model, not a curated record. The transcript has 2 exons. Gene Ontology annotation, cellular component: connexin complex. NCBI's taxonomy places the organism in Eukaryota, Metazoa, Chordata, Aves, Mesitornithiformes, Mesitornithidae.